CGCGGCUCCUAAAUCUACCCUGAACCUUCCCGGUUUCUGUCUUUUCGGUUCCAGACAUGGGCACACCACAGAAGGAUGUUACUAUCAAGUCAGAUGCACCAGACACACUGUUACUGGAGAAACAUGCAGACUAUAUCGCGUCCUAUGGCUCAAAGAAAGAUGAUUAUGAAUAUUGUAUGUCUGAGUAUUUGAGAAUGAGUGGCAUCUAUUGGGGCCUGACAGUGAUGGAUCUCAUGGGCCAGCUUGAUCGCAUGAAUAGAGAAGAAAUACUGACAUUUAUUAAGUCAUGUCAACAUGAAUGUGGUGGAAUAAGUGCCAGUAUUGGACACGAUCCUCAUCUUUUGUACACUCUUAGUGCUGUCCAGAUUCUUACUCUGUAUGAUAGCAUUAAUGUUAUUGACAUCGAUAAAGUGGUGGAGUAUGUUCAGAGUCUACAGAAAGAAGAUGGUUCUUUUGCUGGAGAUGUUUGGGGCGAAAUUGAUACAAGAUUCUCCUUCUGUGCGGUGGCAACUUUGGCACUAUUGGGGAAGCUCGAUGCCAUUAAUGUAGAAAAAGCAAUUGAAUUUGUUUUGUCCUGUAUGAACUUUGAUGGUGGAUUUGGUUGCCGGCCAGGUUCUGAAUCUCAUGCUGGACAGAUCUAUUGUUGCACAGGAUUCCUGGCAAUUACAAGUCAAUUACAUCAAGUAAAUUCUGACUUACUUGGUUGGUGGCUCUGUGAACGACAGUUACCCUCAGGUGGACUCAAUGGAAGGCCAGAGAAGUUACCAGAUGUUUGCUAUUCCUGGUGGGUAUUGGCUUCCUUAAAGAUCAUUGGAAGACUUCAUUGGAUUGAUAGAGAGAAGCUUCGAAGUUUCAUUUUAGCAUGUCAAGAUGAAGAAACUGGAGGUUUUGCAGACAGGCCAGGAGAUAUGGUGGAUCCUUUUCAUACAUUAUUUGGAAUUGCUGGAUUGUCACUGUUGGGGGAAGAACAGGUUAAACCUGUUAGUCCUGUCUUUUGCAUGCCUGAAGAAGUGCUUCGCAGGGUGAAUGUUCAGCCUGAACUAGUGAACUAGACUCAUCAGUGGGAAAAAUGCUUAAUAUAGUUUUGCAAUCUCAACAUUUCUCUAUUUGAAGUACUUACUGAAUCUAGAAGUGACUACUCUUAGUAUUUAUGUAUUAUAUUUUGAUGUAUUAAAUUAAUUUUAAUAAAUUAUGUAAUUAUAUGUACUGUAAUAUAAAGGCUUGUAUUGUAUUUUCAGCUUUUUACUUUAAUUCUUAAUUUCUAUUUGGAAUUUUUGUUUAUUUUGUCUCUAUAGUAAACAAUUUAAAAUAAGAUUUAUUUUUAGUUCUCUUUCCCAUGUGCUCCUAAUUCUAGGUCCUAUGACAGUAGUGUAUUGGUAGUGUAUUGGUUUGUUUGAAGAAAAAACUAUCCAUAAGUCAAUUCCUAGAAUUUUAGAAGCAGCUCUGUGUGAUCAAGUUAGGAUUCAAGAGAUUCUUAUGCUACUUUGGAAAUCAGGUCAUCCUGUCCUUUUUGGCUGUUUUGUAAUGCCAAUGGGUAGGUUUCAGGCUGUUAGAGAAAGGGAAAUAGAAUCUUGAGUUUGUGGUGCCUUUGUAGAUUUCUUGGGGGGAAAGAGAAAG
This is a messenger RNA of Dipodomys ordii (Ord's kangaroo rat), 1617 nucleotides long. It is a transcript of the gene Rabggtb, whose product is annotated as Rab geranylgeranyltransferase, beta subunit. The transcript has 9 exons. The coding region runs from base 57 to 1052 and encodes 331 amino acids. Lineage: Eukaryota; Metazoa; Chordata; Mammalia; Rodentia; Heteromyidae. Gene Ontology annotation, cellular component: Rab-protein geranylgeranyltransferase complex. Gene Ontology annotation, biological process: protein geranylgeranylation. Gene Ontology annotation, molecular function: Rab geranylgeranyltransferase activity. The record is from RefSeq and is a predicted model, not a curated record.